GACCGGUGACUUGUCCUUCCACUGGCAUGCUCAAUAAUUAGCAAAAGGUUAUUAGCUGCAAAUGUUGUCAAUGCCGCUUUGACCGAGUCCGAGUUCAAUUUCAAAUUGUUCUCCGAGGCGGUGACCCCAAACGAAGUAGUAACAGCAACUGUAGAGGGAAGCCCACCUCCUUUUCACAUCGUCUUUUCCAACUCGCAAGUUGGUGCAUUAGUGACUGUCACUCCGAUGGCCAGCUACGUUCCCAUAUCAGAUGAGCCAGAUCUGGCAGGAUACAUUUUCACCGUGCCAUCGUUAAGCGUCACUGAGAACGUUGUAUACAUUGAAUAUGUCUCAAGUGAAACCACUUCAUCUUUAGUUGAUACCCUUCCAUUUGCUAUUGUUCCAGUUGCAGUUCCUGCAACAACUAGCAGCCUAAUAAUACUACCUACAAGUCCCCCAAGUCAAAGCGGGCUCAGCAGUUUGGAGUCAUUUACCACUGGAAUUACUAUAGUCCCCACAAUUACUAUUACAGGGACAGGGACUCCCGAGUCGUCUACAUCAAUAGGAUUACCGACUUUGACACCCUCGCUUUCUGCAGAAGCACCCAAUAAAUCCAAGAUACCAGCCAUUAUAGGUGGUAUAAUUGGAUCGCUUCUCUGUAUCACAAUAGCUAUUCUCUCCUGGACUUUGUACCACCGGCGCCGGCGCGCCCGCCAUAGAGGUUAUCAACGACGAUUUAAUCGAUCAUCACGGCUAACAUUAUUCAACACGGGUAUGAUGGCGGAAACGGGAUCUAUGGAGAUUCCUUCCGAAUCUGACCCCUCCGAAGUUAUUGUUCAACCUAAUGCUACAGUUUCUCGGACGACCGGCUCUGUAGGGUCUUCCAAGAAUUCGGAUAUGGAUGGUUUUAACGAGAAGGGUCCCACAUUAGAAGGAUUGUCGCCGCAAGCCAUUAUCGCGAGAGCUCUGAUCGAAUAUCGGGGUGAUGUGGAUGAUGAUGGCAGAAGUACCCUAGCGAGCACAACACGGAUGUUCCCCUCCACGUCAAGUUCGAGCUACAAAGAAGGAUCAGGAGAAGACCAAUCUAUCAAUAGCCAAGAAUCUGACAAUUCAUUUAUGUAUCAUAUUUCAAAGUGGGCACUAGGAAUGACGAACCGGGUGCCCAAGUGAAAGGAGUUUCUUUUGUAGGGUCUAUGUUCUGUUAUUUAUCUUCAAAGGACCGUUUGUGCGGGAAAUAGACGGACCGUAGAAGCUUGUACCAUUGUUUUGCAACGAAGUAUAAUAGAGCAAAAGAAGCUUGAGAUCCUAUUUGAAAUGUUAAGGGGAGGGAGAAUGUUAGAAAGAAUGCGCCAGAGCAACUGAAUUGCAAUUGCUGUGACUCCCUUGCACGGGCUUCAUGAUGAUCACCGUUGUCGUGGCCCAACUACGUUCAAUAGUGUAUGAAAACCAUGUUCCUCCUAUGAUCUUGUUCCUUAGUCAAGUCACUCGAUGACAGGAUGUAAUCAAACAUGAAAUAUA
This is a messenger RNA of Lentinula edodes (shiitake mushroom), 1497 nucleotides long. RefSeq lists its product as uncharacterized. Bases 226 to 1149 code for a protein of 307 amino acids. The transcript is spliced from 6 exons. The record is from RefSeq and is a predicted model, not a curated record. NCBI's taxonomy places the organism in Eukaryota, Fungi, Basidiomycota, Agaricomycetes, Agaricales, Omphalotaceae.